AUGGCCUGUUCGCUCUCAGUCCCUGCUCUACCAUCCUUGGUGAAUAACCAGGCCCCUACCUUCAGUUUUGAUCAUGCCAAAUAUGUACACCCUGAUGCCUUCGGAGUUCGCAUCGCCUACGUCUCUGCAGGCUCUACAUGCUUCACGGGUGCUCCUGGCAUACCAACCUUUACGCCUAUGCUCGUCAACUCUGUGGCUGGCUAUACCCAGACCUGUAGCUAUACCGCAAAUGGAACCACUUCUACAGGCUUAUACUGCCCGACGGCUUAUCUUCAGAAAUUUCCCAAUACAGGCACUCUCACAAUAAGCUUCAGAGAUGUGGCUUCGAAUGGUGUGAAGCCACUGCCCUAUAUGGCUCGCUUUGGUACCUCGCCCGGCCCUGGUGUAACCACGGUGACUACAACGGCUUCGACUUCGACAAUAAGUACCUCCACAGAACAGCAGUAUGCAUUCACUGCAUUAGUAUUCAGGCCCACCGCCACCGUUACAGAAGUGUCUACGAGGACAGCAGCGACUACUAGCACGAUCACCCUCAGCUCUACCGGAUGCAAGAACGGAGGUGUAAAUGCAGUUAUUACCUCCUCCACUGUUAUUCUCGUUAGCGCUGUCGUUAGCAGCACCCGCAGUCUCGAUUGCGAAAACUACGGACACGGUACUUCCCUCGAUAGCGACAGCCUCCCUUUCAGCAGCUCUAUCAUCAGUGUCACCAGCGCCAUUCCUACCAGGUCUAUCGGCAAUCCUACCGCCGCUAUCAACAUCUCUACCACCAGUCUUGACAUCCCCAAUCGCAAAACCAUCAGUCUCGAUAGCGGUGCCUCUAUCUUCAGGCUUCGCCGGACCUCUCUCAUUAUUAACGCCUCUGCCGUCUGUGCCGUCUGUCUCACCUGUCUCACCUCCCUUAAAAACAGCACUUCUACCAGGGCUAUCGAUAUUCUUACCGCCCCUAUCAGCACUUCUACCACCUGUCUCGGUAUCGACAGCCUUGGCAUCAGUAUCUCUACCGGCAGUCUCAAUAUCCCUAGUUACAAAGCCAUCAAUCUCGACAGCAGUACCUCCAUCUUCAGUCUCCGUGCCACCAAUCCCGAUUUCGAACCCUCUGCCGUCUGUCUCGGUAUCAGCAGUCCGGGUAUUGUUUCCUCUGCCAUCCAUAUCGCUUUCCCCAAUCGUGCUGCCUAUACCGCAGAUUUCAAUACCUUCACUUCCUCUGCCGUCCGUAUCGCUUUCCCCAAUCGUGCUGCCUAUACCGCAGAUUUCGAUACCUUCGCUUCCUCUGCCGUCCGUAUCGCUUUCCCCAAUCGUACUUCCUGUACCGCAGAUCUCGAUACCUUCGCUUCCUCUGCCGUCCGUAUCGCUUUCCCCAAUCGUACUUCCUGUACCGCAGAUCUCGAUACCUUCGCUUCCUCUGCCGUCCGUAUCGCUUUCCCCAAUCGUACUUCCUGUACCGCAGAUCUCGAUACCUUCGCUUCCUCUGCCGUCCGUAUCGCUUUCUCCAAUCAUACUUCCUGUACCGCAGAUUUCGAUACCUUCGCUUCCUCUGCCGUCCGUAUCGCUUUCCCCAAUCGUACUUCCUGUACCGCAGAUCUCGAUACCUUCGCUUCCUCUGCCGUCACUGUCGAUUCCGAACAUACCGAUUCCACAGGUAUCUAUAUCCAUACCACUACCAUCGCUCUCGGUACCAGAAAUAAUCAUACCAGAGAUAUCGAUCUCACUGCCUCUGCCGUCGCUGUCUAUUCCAAAACUACCGGUUUCAGCGGUGUCUGUAUCACUUCCUCUGCCCUCCCUUUCAAUACCAGAGCUAUUUAUCCCAGAAGUGUCGAUUUCACUGCCAGUACCUUCAGUCUUGCUACCAACAGUAUCGUUACCUUCUGUGCAGAUAACUUCACUGCCAAUUCCCUCAGUCGCGAUUCCGUCGAUCGCGAUACCAACCCUAUCACUCGCCAUCCCAUCAACCAAGAUACCAGUAUCGUCAAUUGCGACCCCAAUCAUAUCAAUCGUCAUUCCAGCAAUCCCAACGCCAUCAGUCGCUGUUCCAACUCUCACACUACCCUCAAUCGGGAUACCGAUCCCAUCAGUGGCGAUUCCGUCAAUCCUGACCCCAGCAGUUUCUGUACCAGCUGUCUCAAUCCCGGCAGUUUCAGUAGUAGUAAUCUCAGUACCAACGUUUGCGAUAUCGUCAAUCUUAGUCCCAGCAAUCUCGAUCCCCGCAGUUCCAGUGCCAACACUGGCGAUACCGUCAAUCUCGGUCCCGACACUCGCAAUACCGUCAAUCUCUGUCCCGACAGUCUCAAUCCCCGCAUUUUCAGUGCCAAACCUUCCCAUGCCGUCAAUCGUGAUGCCGUCAAUCUCAGUACCAGCAAUCUCAGUCCCGACGCUCGCGAUACCCUCGAUACCCUCAAUCCCCGCAGUCUCAGUACCAGCAGUCUCAGUACCAACACUCGCGAUACCCUCGAUUCCCGCAGUCUCUGUACCAGCAGUCUCAGUCCCAACACUCGCGAUACCCUCAAUUCCCGCAGUCUCAGUACCAGCAGUCUCAGUACCAGCAGUCUCAGUACCAACACUCGCGAUACCCUCGAUUCCCGCAGUCUCUGUACCAGCAGUCUCAGUCCCAACACUCGCGAUACCCUCAAUUCCCGCAGUCUCAGUACCAGCAGUCUCAGUACCAGCAGUCUCAGUACCAACACUCGCGAUACCCUCGAUUCCCGCAGUCUCUGUACCAGCAGUCUCAGUCCCAACACUCGCGAUACCCUCAAUUCCCGCAGUCUCGAUCCCCGCAGUCUCGAUUCCCGCAGUCUCAGUACCAGCAGUCUCAGUACCAGCAGUCUCAGUACCAGCAGUCUCAGUACCAGCAGUCUCAGUACCAGCAGUCUCAGUGCCAACCAUUGUGAUACCAACAAUCUCUAUACCAGUAGUCUCCCAACCAACAGCCUCUGUACCAGCAGUCUCCGUGCCAGCAGUCUCCGUGCCAGCAGUCUCCUUACCUCUGCCGUCAAUCUCCAUACCGGCAGUCUCAGUACCAGCGGUCUCAGUACCAGCGGUCUCAGUACCAGCAGUCUCAGUACCAGCAGUCUCAGUACCAGCAGUCUCAGUACCAGCAGUCUCAGUACCAGCAGUCUCAGUACCAGCGGUUUCAGUACCAGCUGUCUCAGUACCAGCGGUCUCCGUGCCAGCAGUCUCUGUUCCAGCAGUCUCGAUAUCAGUGCCUCUGCCAAUCCUCUCCGUUCCUACAGUCUCAAUAUUGCAAUCUCCGUGCCAGCCCCAUAUGCGUUCCCGCCUCGUAUCUCUGACAUCUUGAGUGCACUUGGUAUCACUGGUUUGUCUAGCCCGAUUGUCAAUGCUCCGACUCUAGGUCCAUCAAGUAUCCCGGAUGCUACAGCCGUUCCCACUCAGGGUUCUUCGGGUGCUUUGGGUUCUCCAACUCUCGGUCCAUUCGGUACUUCAGGUGUUCUAACUUUAAUCCCAUCAGUCGUUUCAAGUGUCCUGACUCUGUUCCCAUCAGGUGCAUCAGGUGUUUUCUCAAGCGCUCCAACUCUAGGCCCAUCGGGUGUUCUAGGUAUUCCUUCAGGCGCACCAAUGCCAGACCCGUCUAAUGCUUCAGGCGUCCCCAUUAAUAGUGCUUCCGGUGUUCCUUCCGGUGUUCCUUCCGGUGUUCCAACUCUAAGCCUAUCAGGUGCUUCAGGUGCUUCAGGUGCUCCUUCAGGUGCUCUAACCCAAGUUGCAUCAGGUGUUCUCACUCAGGUCGCCUCAGGGUUUCCCACUCUAGGUGUCUCAGGUGUUCCCACUCUAGACGCCUCAGGAAUCCCUACCCUAAUUAUCUCCAGUGUUCUUCCAGGUGCCUCAGGACUUCCUACUCUAGGUGCUUCAGGACUUCCUAUUCCAGGUGCCUCAGGUAUUCCCACUCUAGGCGCCUCAGGAAUCCCUACCCUAAGUAUCUCCGGUGCUCCUCCAGGUGCCUCAGGACUUCCCACUCUAGGCGCCUCAGGAAUCCCUACCCUAAGUAUCUCCGGUGCUCCUCCAGGUGCCUCAGGACUUCCCACUCUAGGUGCUUCAGGACUUCCUAUUCCAGGUGCCUCAGGACUUCCCACUCUAGGCGCCUCAGGACUUCCUAUUCCAGGUGCCUCAGGACUUCCCACUCUAGGCGCCUCAGGACUUCCUAUUCCAGGUGCCUCAGGACUUCCCACUCUAGGCGCCUCAGGACUUCCUAUUCCAGGUGCCUCAGGACUUCCCACUCUAGGCGCCUCAGGACUUCCUAUUCCAGGUGCCUCAGGACUUCCCACUCUAGGUGCCUCAGGAAUCCCUACCCUAAUUAUCUCCAGUGUUCUUCCAGGCGCCUCAGUAAUCUCCACCCUAAGUAUCUCCGGUGCUCCUCCAGGUGCCUCAGGACUUCCUACUCUAGGUGCCUCAGGUAUUCCAACUCCAGGUAUCUCCGGUGCUCCUCCAGGCGCUUCAGGGGCUUCAACUCCAGCUCUAUCGGAUGCAUCGGGCGCUUCAACCCAAGGUCCUUCGGGUGUUUCAGGUGCUACAACCCAAAUUAUUUCAACUCCAAAUGCUUUGGGCGCUUCAACUCAGGGCACUGGUGCCUUAGGUACUUUGACUCAAUUCACAACUCUAGGUGCUUCAGGCGCUUUGACCCAAGGUCCUGGUGCUCCUUCUGGUGCUCCUAGCGUUUCUUCUGGUCUUCCUGGUCUUCCUGGUGUUCCUUCAGCUUCUGGUGUUCCUUCAGCUUCUGGUGUUCCUUCAGCUUCUGGUAUUCCUUCAGCUUCUGGUAUUCCUUCACCUUCUGGUAUUCCUUCAGCUUCUGGUGUUCCUUCAGGCGCAGCUUCUGGUGUUCCUUCAGGUGCUGCUUCUGGUGUUCCUUCAGGUGCUGCUUCUGUUGUUCCAACUCAAGAUCCUAAUGUUCCGGGUACUCCAACUCAGGGUGCUUCUACUCCGGUUUCUCCUCCCAUUAGCUCGUCAUUGCCAACGUUGAAUUACAUGCCCCCAUAUGGUCAAUACAGGCAACCUGGACAAAUUGCUCCAAGCGGCCAGCCAACGACUAUGUUUGUCGCAACUGCAUUGCCGCUUGCGAGUAACCCACAGAUGGGUUCAAAUGAUCCAUUUGCAUGUCCUCAGGUGGAAGGUACCAUAUAUACUAGUGAUUGUGGUGCCCAGUACAACUUGGAAUGUCACACGGAUCGACAUGGAUCGUACAUGACCAGACGUCCUUUACUCGCCAAUUCUUUGAUCGAGUGCAUCAAAGCAUGCGAUAACACACCAGGAUGUGUGGAUGUUUCUUACACAGACGGUACACCUGGUCCCUGCUUCUUAAAGAGCACAUUCGGGGUCAGAGUGAACAGCCACCAAGUGGUAGGCGCGCGCAAAAUCUCCGCCUGUACGAUGGCGAACUCCAGGCUCAAACUCCAUCGUAAACGCGUUCUCAGACCUAAUUACACCGUCAAGCGCGUCACUGCUGGACCUGACUUCACAUUCACAUCGUUGAAUGCGGCGAGCACAACGAUCAGCAGUACCAAAACUCAAACUAUAACCUUGUACUUCGACGGCCUACUAUUCGUCAGCAACAACGCUUUCUUCUACGACUGCGGUAACAGUGACAAGCCUAGUCACUACUACUCUGGCACUGCCAUUGUGUCCUACGACUACUUCCACAGCCGCUCGCUAAGCAUCGUUCCAUGGAAGGCAUCAUGCUACACUAUAUGGAAGAUGCAAUAUGAUUCAUUUGAAGGAUUACCACCAGUACGGCUCUUGUUAUUCCUGUACAAUCUCAAAGGCCAGGAGAAAUCCGAGAUACUGUCUUAG
Plenodomus lingam JN3 is the source of this 5793-nucleotide messenger RNA. The record is from RefSeq and is a predicted model, not a curated record. Lineage: Eukaryota; Fungi; Ascomycota; Dothideomycetes; Pleosporales; Leptosphaeriaceae.